UGCUCGAUAAUUGUGCAGUAAUACAUUAGAAUGUCACAUCUGGUUCGACUUUAGCGAGGAUGAUUACUGAUAAUAUCUGUCAAUAUGAGCUCUGGUCAAUGGUCCAGGUGAUUAAAGACUGAGGUGGGAUUCAGAGUGCAGAAGAUUCGAGGAAGAGAGGAGCUGGACCUCUGAAUUGGUGAUGGUGGAAGUAUGGUGGUCCCUAUUGGGGGCUGCUAUCCCAGCAGUUAUUGCAGGGCAAGCUUUUAGAAUGAAGAAAAAGCGUACUGAAGAGCAGAGGUUAAAGACUGCCAGGGGUAGGGAGAAGAGCUCUGAUGACAUAUUUGUCUGUGAAAGGGUAUGUACAUCAAAGAGAAUGUUGAAAAAGGUUGGUUCCUUCUCAAAGGACCCUAUUCCUGAUACUUGUGUUACUGUCUGUGGUGUGUCUGAGCUCGACGCUUGUGCUGAUGCGUGUGCUCGCACUGUUUGUGUAAAUCAACAUCAAGUGCCUAAUUGGAAUGACGUCUGCUUAAGGAGAUGCCAAAGUGAAUGUCUCAAACUCUCUGAUUCUCGUUCUUCUUAGUCAUUUCCCCCUUCAAGUUUGUAUACCAAGUGAUGGUAUUAUAGGGAUGGUUGAUCCCACCUUCUGAAAUGUGUUGUUUUCUGACUCUGAAUGUGAUUCACUUCAUGACCAA
Messenger RNA from Juglans microcarpa x Juglans regia, 674 nucleotides. RefSeq lists its product as uncharacterized. Lineage: Eukaryota; Viridiplantae; Streptophyta; Magnoliopsida; Fagales; Juglandaceae. The transcript has 2 exons. The coding region runs from base 182 to 562 and encodes 126 amino acids. The record is from RefSeq and is a predicted model, not a curated record.